AUGAUCACCGCGAGGACAGAAGGAGGCGCUGCCAAAUCGGGUUUCUCCAAUGGCACCAGCCAACCCAAGGGGCUGCUGCCUCCCUCAGAGGAGAAGAUGGAGGAGAGAGGUCAGUGGAGCAACAAGCUGGAGUUUGUCUUAUCGGUGGCUGGCUCAAUCAUCGGACUGGGCAACAUGUGGCGCUUUCCUUACCUCUGCUACAAGAACGGAGGAGGAGCCUUCCUCAUCCCAUACCUGAUCUUCCUGUUCACCUGUGGCGUUCCCGUCUUCUUACUGGAGACAGCCCUGGGCCAGUACACCAGUGAGGGAGGCAUCACCUGCUGGAGGAAAAUCAGUCCUCUGUUUGAAGGUCUAGGUUAUGGCACCCAAGUGAUCGUGACCCUGUUAAACUUUUACUACAUUGUGGUGUUGGCGUGGGGAAUCUUCUACCUGUCUUUUUCCUUCUCCUGGGACCUGGCAUGGUCCUCCUGCAACAACACGUGGAACACAGAAAAUUGUGUGGAGUUUCAGAGGAGAAACAACACAGUCAACUUUACAAUCAAUCCAAAUGUUACCUCUCCCGUCAUUGAGUUUUGGGAGAGAAGAGCUCUGAGGAUAUCACCAGGCAUAGACCACAUGGGCUCUCUGAACUGGGACCUGGCCCUGUGUCUGUUCAUUGCCUGGGUCAUGUGCUACUUCUGCAUCUGGAAGGGCGUCAAAUCCACAGGAAAGGUGGUGUACUUCACGGCCACUUUCCCGUACCUGAUGCUUAUUGUGCUGCUCAUCCGCGGGCUGACAUUGCCUGGGGCCGGGAUAGGCAUCCAGUUUUACCUUUACCCUGAUUUAGGACGGCUGGCAGACCCACAGGUGUGGAUGGACGCCGGCACCCAGAUAUUCUUCUCCUACGCCAUAUGCUUAGGCUCUCUCACCGCCCUGGGCAGCUACAAUAAGUACAACAACAACUGCUACCGGGAUUGCCUGGCACUGUGCUUCCUGAACAGCGGGACCAGUUUUGUGGCGGGCUUUGCUAUCUUCUCCAUCUUGGGGUUCAUGUCCUACGAGCAGAACGUCCCCAUCUCAGAGGUGGCCGAGUCUGGUCCAGGUCUGGCUUUCAUAGCUUACCCCCGUGCUGUGUCCAUGAUGCCCUACCCUCCUCUGUGGGCCUCCCUCUUCUUCAUCAUGAUUGUGUUUCUGGGGCUGGACAGUCAGUUUGUGUGUGUGGAGAGUCUGGUGACGGCGAUUGUGGACAUGUACCCUGCUGUGUUCCGCCGCAAGAACCGCAGGGAGCUCUUCCUGUUGGCUGUGGUCCUCGUCUCCUUCCUCAUGGGCCUCAUCAUGCUGAUGGAGGGCGGAAUGUAUGUCUUCCAGCUCUUUGAUCACUAUGCUGCCAGUGGCAUGUGUCUUCUGUUCAUGUCCAUCUUUGAGACAGUUUGCAUCGCAUGGGUCUACGGUGUGGAUCGCUUUUACGACAACAUUGAAGACAUGAUUGGCUACCGCCCAGGACCUUACAUCAAGUACUGUUGGUUGUUCUUCACCCCAGCCACAUGCAUUGGUACCUUUGCAUUCUCUCUCAUCAAAUACACUCCCCUGAAGUACAACAAUGAGUACGUGUACCCAUGGUGGGGAUACUUCCUUGGCUGGCUGCUUGCUCUCUCCUCGAUGGUCUGCAUCCCCUUCUGGAUGAUCUAUAAGAUUAGCACCACCCAGGGGACACUGAGAGAGCGCAUCCAGCUGCUCAUCGUACCUUCUGAUGAUUUACCCAAAACCAAGAGGGAACAAGAGAGAUUACUGGCCAUCUUUGCUCCUGAAGGCGACACCCCCAUUAACAAAAACGGCUACUUUCCCGUCUCAGAGAAGGACUCCAACUUGUGA
Molecule: messenger RNA, 1851 nt
Organism: Lampris incognitus (smalleye Pacific opah)
Lineage: Eukaryota; Metazoa; Chordata; Actinopteri; Lampriformes; Lampridae
Product: sodium- and chloride-dependent GABA transporter 2-like
Exons: 15
Coding region: 1-1851 (616 amino acids)
Biological process (GO): sodium ion transmembrane transport
Cellular component (GO): membrane
Source: RefSeq, a predicted model, not a curated record